GAAGUAUCAUUUUCCAACACACCGCAUCAGGAGGAAAACCCCGCCUCUUACACCCACUACUAAUUAGCAUACUAUUCUACAAAACUGACAAGCAGCACCAUGGGCUCAUCACUUGUGAAUUUCUGCUUUCCACAGCUCUCAUUCCUGCAGAGAAUGAGUUUGAGCCACAUGGAGAAUAUGCCUUUAGGCCAUUCACGUCCUCAAGGAGCACAGAGACCAUCCUGGAAGAAGUGGCUCCUCUACUCGACAGUCAUUGUUUUGCUAUUACUUUGCUCCUUCAGUGCACUAAUCUUUACUUUUCUUCCACUCAAGACUGCCCAGGGACCCUGUGUAGCGAAGUUUGGACCAUUACCUUCAAAAUGGCAAAUGCCCUCUCCUGAACCUUCUUGUGUGAAUAAGACAGCUGACUGGAGGCUGAAGAUACUUCAGAAUGGUUUAUAUUUAAUUUAUGGCCAAGUAGCUCCCAAUACAGCCUACAAGGGACGAGCUCCUUUUGAGGUGCAGCUGCGUAAGAAUGAAGACCCCAUACAAGCUCUAACCAACAACUCUACGAUCCAGAAUGUAGGAGGGGCUUACGAAUUCCACGCUGGAGAUGUAAUAGACUUGAUAUUCAAUGCUGAGCAUCAGAUUCUGAAAAAUAAGACAUAUUGGGGGAUCUUUCUACUUGCAAAUUCCCAAUUCAUCUCCUAGAGACUUGAUUCAGUCUCCUUGUCUUCGUUGGCACUUGCAGAGACAUCAGUGCAUAGGCUGGACAAGGAAGAUUUUCAGUCUCUACAGUUCUUCUGAGUAUACAAAUCAACAGAAACAGAACUCCUUGCAUGUGAAUUUUCUUUUCUCAUGCCUAUCUGAAUGAGACUCAGAAGAAGGACAAAAGACAUUUGGUAACCCUUGAUGUUAGAUCAGCAAAGACAGUUUUAUUAGUUCAUGAAAUGAAUAUGGGUGGCUAGAGGACAGAAUCUUCUCCAAGUGUCUUUGUCUAACCCUUGAAUCUCUGGGUAGAAAAAUGAAGUCUUGUCUUAUAUGCAGAAAAGAUCCAGGGCAGUAACCUGCCCUUGUUCUCAUAUUCUUGGACUGUGGAUUGCUUGACUUCAUUCUUCCCAUAUUCCUAUCUUCUGAGACCCUCCUAAUAAAAUAGUAGUCAGACUUGGAGGGUGGCCACUGCUAUGCCAGCAAUACCCCACUUUACAUCUGAUGGCAUGAGGGGACAGAGACACCUCUGGAGAACUAUUGGGACAGAGACACAGGUGGCAUUAGAAUGGGAUGCACUUUAUUCGGGAAUUUUUCUUAAUUUAAUCACACUCAGGAUGCUUGGUGCUUUAUAAAAACAGCUGGUCAAAAGGGUCAUUCUGAACCUUUACAUAGGGCUUCAUGAGAACUUGUUUGUCUAUGUGCCUAAACAUGGCCGAUGGUAAAGAAAGAGUAAUCAUUACUAAUCAUAAGAUUUAACCAUAGAAAUUGAUAUUACCAGUACUGUAUUUUUUCAUGUCAUGAUUCUGUAUUUUUAGCUAGCUAGGCAGUUUGCAAAGUACUUUCAUAUAUCAUAUGGCAACUCUAGAAAGUUAACAGGGCAGAUAUUUUGGCACAAUUUUAACAUUGAGAAUAUGGAGGCAGGUGGACCAUAGGUAACUUGCUUCACCCCACAGAACGAGGGAUUAACAAGGGGCCUUGGGGCUUCCCACUGUAUCACAUUAUUUUAGCUUUAGGGUGGUGUUUCUGCUCUCAUGCUGGAUGUCUAUAAAGUUUAGCAGAUUAGAUCUUCAAGGGGUAUAUAGUCCCUUGGCAGAUAGAGGGAAGCUACACCAGUGCCUUCCUUUCUCAAACACUUCUUUUCCUUUCCUUACCUGGAAUCAGGAGCAUGGGCUGUUGUUCAGGACUGACUUCAACCAAACUCCCUCCCUCACUUUGUAAAGCCUGUCUUGGUUAAAUGUAUUAAGUUCCAAAAAUAAUGAAUAGCAUUCAAUUCAAUGAUGGUCUGCUAAAGUUUUGGACUCUACAAAAUUAACUAGCUGCUUACGGGUUCUUGUUGAAAGGUAUGUAAUAUGAUUACAUGAUAACCCAGUUUAAGAUAUUUAUGGAUAUUUGUAAAAAGCUAUAAUAUGUUAAUAAUAUCACCAUAUAAAGCUAAUUUAAAAAUAUUUGUAUUGUCUGCUUAGGAGCAAACUAAGCCUGAGGCCAAGGUGCUUCUUAGUUUUUUUUUUUUUUAAUGAAAUCUGUUGAGUACUUGUUGGGCCAAAGACUUGGAUGCCUGGUUCCUCUUGCAUCUGUAUAUUUUCUCAGGAAAUUAAAGUUAUAUGACAUAUA
Molecule: messenger RNA, 2301 nt
Organism: Odocoileus virginianus texanus
Lineage: Eukaryota; Metazoa; Chordata; Mammalia; Artiodactyla; Cervidae
Gene: TNFSF18
Product: TNF superfamily member 18
Biological process (GO): regulation of T cell proliferation; tumor necrosis factor-mediated signaling pathway; T cell proliferation involved in immune response
Cellular component (GO): cell surface
Molecular function (GO): tumor necrosis factor receptor superfamily binding
Source: RefSeq, a predicted model, not a curated record